Molecule: messenger RNA, 2388 nt
Organism: Trichomonas vaginalis G3
Lineage: Eukaryota; Parabasalia; Trichomonadida; Trichomonadidae
Exons: 1
Coding region: 1-2388 (795 amino acids)
Source: RefSeq, a predicted model, not a curated record
AUGAAAAAGAGUGACAAAAAUAAACAACUUGAAACAGAAGAUGAUCUUAAUUUCUUGAAAGACGAAAUCAUUUCAUCAAUUGAAUCUGUUACUGCAAAAGAAGUUGAUACAGAAGAUGAAGCAAAAUCAAUUAUUGAAUUUCUUCGAGGAAAUAUGGCAUCUAAAGAAGAUUGGUCCAAAAGAAAUGAAGCAUUAACAAUUGCAUUACAAUAUAUUAAGGGUGGCAUUUAUUAUUUUAAACAAGGCGAUAUUCAAAAUCUCGUUAAGUCAAUCAAAGGAUUAUUAUCAGAUAUUCGUCCAUUAACAAUAAAGAGUACACUUACAUUUUGCGUUGGCGUUUCUCAAAUAAUGAAAAGAGAAAGUUACCAGUUCAUUUCAGAAUUUAUUCCUCUCAUGAUGAAAUUAUUAUCUCAUCAAAAUAUAAAUGUUGCGAACUGUGCUCAUAUAUCUCUUUUGGAGAUCACAAAAACUACAGUAAAUCCAAGCCUUAUUAAACAAAUUAUUCCUUACGGAAAUUCAUCAGAUCUUGCCAGUAAAGUUACAGUUGCCGAAAUGCUACAUAUUGUUACCGAAACUUGGCCCGCAAAGUCGAUAGAAGAAGUCAAAUCACAAAUUAUCGAUUCAUUGACAAAAUUCUCAAGUAAUUCAGACGAAACUUUAGUAAAAAUCUCAAACGAAGCAUACAAGAAUUUAGAAAAUGUCAGUUCUCGUCCAAAAACACAGAAAUCUACAUUACCUUUAAUUUUUGUCCCAAGAAAAGCCAAAAGGACCGAUCAAUUCUCACCACCAAGGAAGCAGAAGCAACCACAAAAACAAUCAUCCAGACAAACAUCUAAAAUUACAGAACCAGUCGAAGACUUUUCUGAAGAUGAUAUUGUUAUUAAACCAAAAAAGGCAGAACCAAAGCCAACUCAAAAGGAAGUGAAAGAAGAUAAGCCAGAAACAGAAAAUAUCACAGGAAAUGAAGAAAAUACUGAAGAUCGUCUUGAUGAUUUUGAAGAAGUAGAGAAACAGACAUUUAUUGAAGAAGGAGAAAUGCCAAAUGAACAGAAACAAGAGGAAGAAGAGGAGAAAGCCGAGGAAAUUCCACCAGAAGAGGAAGAGCAAAAAGAAAUCCCACAAAAUGAAGAAGAGCAUAAAGAAGAGGAAGAGCAACAAAAACCACAAAAGAAACAAUCACGUAUCCCAACAAAGCGCUCUGCUGAAAAACAACCACUUCAAAUUAAUUUUGAAGAAAUAAUUAAGCCAAGCAAAGCAGAAGAGGCUGAUUUAUAUAUCGAAUUCGUAUCUGAUGCAAUUAACAAUAAUGAUUUCUCUCAAAUUGAUCCUCAUGCUGAGGAACUUGGUCCUGGUUUGAAAUCCGCCAUAAAUCUCAAGCCAAAGUACUCACACUGGCUAGAAAUAGUAUCUGGGCUUCUUGACAAAUACCCAGAACAAUUACAGCCUUAUAUCUUCGAAAUUUUCAAAGAAACUUCAUUUAAUCUCAAAAUUGUUGAAAAAGCCGUUCAAAUUUACACCGGAGAAGUAUUAAUCUCAGAUUUGGCAGCUUCUAAGCGAUCUGAACAGAAUCCAGCAGCAUUUCCAUUCCUUGGAGCUUUAUCUGAAAUAAAUGCUCAGGUAGACAUGCUCAGAGAAUGCCCACAACCGCAUGAAACGUGUGCAGGAUUCUGCAAUGCAGUCCUUGGCCUCAAUAAAUUGGCAAACAAAACACCACAGAUUUCAAAUUACGUAAAUGCUCAUAUAAAGAAGAAUUCCUUUGCAGAAGACCUUACAAAACUCAUCAACCAAGCAAAGGAAGGAAAUAAUAUUCAAGAAGAUCUCCAACAUCUCCUUGAAAUUUUCGAAAAAGAUCAAAAUGCACAAGAAAUGAUGACGAUCAUGAAUUCAGAGGCCAUUGAAAUUUUUACAAAUGAAAAUCCGAAACAACAAAUUGCGAUUUUACCACUGUUUUCUAAUGCUAGGAAGUUCACAGAUGUUUCCUUUUCUAAUUUUGUCGAUCCAAUAAUUAAUUGUAUGUCUAAAGAAGAUUGCGAAUGGAAAGAGGACGGAAAACAGGCAUUAACAGAAGUUCUUUAUGAAGUUAAGUCAAUGGGUGUCUUGUUCAAUAUCAUAGACAGAGUACAAGACAAAAGAAGAACUGCUUUAGAAGUUUUACAUAAUUUCUUCGCGAAGGCAACCCCACAAAGAAUUGUUCCUGUACAAAAGGCUGUUGCUAUGAAAUUGAUCCCUUACAGUUCUUCUGAUGAUGACAUCGUAAGGAACUUUGUUAUUAACACUUUUGUCGAAAUUAAUAAGAAGAUUCCGACAGUGUUCAAGAAACAGAUCUCUAAGAUGAAGCCAGCUGUACAACGUUUGGUUCUAAUGAAAACAGCAAGAGCUAAUAAGUAG